This is a messenger RNA of Symbiodinium pilosum, 645 nucleotides long. The record is from the annotation of a GenBank genome assembly. NCBI's taxonomy places the organism in Eukaryota, Dinophyceae, Suessiales, Symbiodiniaceae.
AUGGCUUGGUACUCAUGGGAGGUCUCCCGUGACCGUGUGCAGGCCAUCAUGGCCGAGAUGUACCCAGAGCAUUGGUCAACCAUGGCUCGGCUCAAGGUCCCGGACGCUGUCUCUGAGCUGCCACACGUCCGGGCUGCUGUACUUCCACAUGAGGUCCGGAAAGCUUUCAGAGACGCGCUGCCUGACUUUCUCUGCCACAUGAGCAGUGCAGUGGCUCUGACUUUGGCCAGAGCCUUCCCAGUCGAGGUACUCGAGCAGGGCACUGGGGCCGGCCGCUCAGCGCUUGGCCUUGCUUUCCAUUUUGGUUCCAAACCCCUUAAGGCUUGUGAUGUCGGUGGCUCACGGGUUGCAGCCUCAGCUUGUAAGGCCGUCAGAGCCAAGGCCAUCUCAGAGCUUGCGAGGCUUGAAACGAAGAUCUUUGAGCUUCUUGCCCUCCAGUGGCGUCACAUCAGCCAUCGUGGCAGGCGAAACUUCGAGCCUUUUACCUACCAGCGCGGCAGGAGGCUUCAGGAGGAAGCUGAGGAAGCAGAAGAGGAGAGAGCUCAAAGCAAAGGUGAAGGCUCAUAUGCGACAACAGGCAUUCUGACAGCGCGGCUUGUGGUUGAGCUUUGGUGCUGCAAUGCUAUGAGUAACAGGUUGGUGUAA